Neurospora tetrasperma FGSC 2508 is the source of this 1590-nucleotide messenger RNA. RefSeq lists its product as uncharacterized. The record is from RefSeq and is a predicted model, not a curated record. The transcript is spliced from 2 exons. Bases 1 to 1374 code for a protein of 457 amino acids. Lineage: Eukaryota; Fungi; Ascomycota; Sordariomycetes; Sordariales; Sordariaceae.
AUGCGUCGGGAGGUGUUCUUCGCCUUGCAGGCCGCAUUCCUGCUGCUUAUCGUCCUCAGUCUCUAUCUCGGCCACGACCAGCUUUCCCAAAUCUCGCCAUCUUUCUUGAAGCCCAACCAUUGGAUUCACGUCAAUGGGACACAGGCUUCUGUGUCCGCUAUUGCCUCUCCUACCACAACCACAAAUGCCACAACGACUGUCGCCAAUCCAACCGCAACCACGCCCGCCGACAAUGUUCCAAUACCCACCGUUCUCUCGGCCGCCAACCGCACUGCCUAUGUAGCCGCGAUCAUGAACCCCGAUGAGAAGAACCUUCCACGACUCGAAUGCCCUACCUUCAAUCCUUCGCGAUACGAAUACCUCGCCGUGCAGGACGAUGAGGGUGAGGCCGAUGUAUCGGGAAUCCAGUACUUCUUUGCUCUCGAUCUCCGCGAGUGCUUGCAUCUGUUGCCUCGCCUCAUCGGAAGCAUCGUCGAAGCCAUCCGCUUCCUCGGCCCUCAAAGCUGCGCGCUCUCCAUCAUCGAAGGCAACUCUCACGACGGCACAGCCGAGGUUCUGGCGGCAUUGCGCCCGGAGCUUGAUGCACUCACCACAACAUACUACUUCAAGUCGAGCGACAUCAACCCCAAGCAAGGAGACCGCAUUACGAAGCUUGCCGAACUCCGCAAUUUGGCGCUGCAGCCCAUGCUCGACCCCAACAACUCAAAGCUUUACCCUGCCGAAGCGAACACGACUGUCAUCUUCCUCAAUGACGUUGCCGCUUGCACCGACGAUAUCCUCGAGCUGGUACACCAGCGCCGCUUCCUUGGUGCCGACAUGACUUGCGCCAUGGACUGGACCUAUGCCGGCCAAGAUCCGACCUUCUACGACGUAUGGAUUGCCCGGACACUGGCUGGAGGGGACUCCUUCUUCGACAUUCCGGCUGAUGGUAACUGGAAUUCUGCCUGGAACAUCUUCUGGAACGAACCUACUGCGCGUGAACGCUAUCUUGCCCACCAGCCCUUCCAGGUCUUCUCAUGCUGGAACGGAGCCACCGCUUUUACCGCGAAGCCCUUUCUGGAGAAGAAGGUGACCUUCCGAGCUCCGAGAAAGGGCGAGUGUAUGCAAGGCGAGCCCCAGCUUCUUUGCAAGGACUUCUGGUGGCAUGGAUAUGGCAAGAUCGCUGUUGUACCGACUGUCAACCUCGAGUACUCGGACGAGAAGGGAAAGAAGAUUAAGGAGGCUAAGGGCUUCACGAGCCAUUUGGUUGGCGCAGAGGGUCACAGGGACGAUGCCAUUCAGUGGCAGGCGAGCCCGCCCGAAAAAGUCAAGUGCAUGCCUGACUACGCCCAUCAGUUCUUUGAGGAAUGGAACAAGACGCAGCCUGGGGUAUGAGCCAGAUAUGUGUCGAGAAUGACACUACAGCAGUCCGCACAGCUAAAGCAUGCCAUUCGGAGCAUGGCCCUCCCCGGGAAUGGAAUGGACAGCAUUCUGACAGUACUGGAAUGUCUCCUGAUGUACAUUCUGAACAUUCGCCACAGCGAAGAAUGCCCGGAAACAGAUAAUGGAACUGGAAUGCAUCUGUCCCUGAGUAACAGCAACUCGAUGUCU